UAUAUUUUGACCCGUUCAUGUGGAUAAUCCUUAUUUGUGCCAAGCCUGCUGUCUUUAGGUUGACAAUUAUUUUGAAAAUUAGCAGCAUGCCAAUGCAAACACCAUUUUGUUGUGAUUUUGUUAUUCAUCUAUUUGAAAUGUUAGAAUUUUUCUCUAACAAAAACGAAACAGUUGUACAACUGUCUUUUUUGCGUGUGCCAAAUUCAGUUUCGUUUCGUUUCUUUAUCCUGGCCACUGAAGGAAAGGGCGUGGUGAAAGUGAUAGUUAAGCUCUUCACAUAGCAUCUGAUCAUGUAUCAGUCUAUUGCUCUUAUCAGACAGUCAGAAUGAGCACAGACUGUUUACUUUGGUGAAACAAUGUAAAAUAUAAUGAAUUCGACAUCUGCAUGUUUCAACAAACUCAAAAUAUCAAGUUUACAGAAUCCCACAGGUGUUUAGGGUGGCUUGGGGUUAAACACCACCCAGGGUUAAACGCUCCCAGGGUUGCCAGGUCCAGUAAAAAUGUCAAAUUCAAAAGACCCAUCAACCUGCCCAGAAAGUCUGAAAACUAGCAAUUUUUUUCGCAGCAACGGAGGAGUUGCCAUAUUUAUCCAAUACAUCCUUUUCUCACGAAGUUAUUGAUGUAAUUAAGACGGAAUAACGACGUAAUUUGUAACGACAAGAAGCCAAAUUAAUGUUUCCCAUCAAAAUAAUAAUAAUUAUUGCGGAGCUAAUGUGCUGUAAUAGCCUAGUGGUUAGAGCGUUGGACCGGUAGCCGAAAGUUUGCUGGAUCGAAUCCCCGAGCUGACAAGACCACCCCUACUGAGACCAACGUGAUCCCCAACAUGAACCCCAAACUGACCCAGGAACAGGAGAAACAGCUGUGUUCUUUACUGGGAAACGUCAAACUCAGCCUGCUGUUCAAGGCCAGUAUAUAUGGCUACACAGGAGCAGCCUUUCACCAGAAAUGUGACCACCAAGGUCCCACAGUCUCUGUAGGAUAUAACUCCACAGGGUUUGUUUUUGGAGGCUACACAAGUAAAGAUCAUGAUGUAGCCAAGCAAGGCCAGUACAUACAGGAUGACAAAGCCUUUUUGUUCAGUUUAACUGGUAGAAAUCCUGUCAGGUAUCCUGUCACAAAUGCCCAAUAUGCGGUCAAAAUGCAUAACACAACUGGCCCUUACUUUGGGGAGGCUUUGUUGUUAAUGAACGCUAACACCGCUACAGUGAUCAGCAUUCCAGGAAACUACUACAACUUCAAUGCUGCAGAAAUGCAUGGCAAUAACCUUAACCUAACUGAGUGUGAGGUGUAUAAAGUGGAAGAAGGUGGUAACAUCAUCGAAAAGCCAUGGAGGACAAUUCUUUGGAAAGCUGAGAGGAGAAAGGAGCUGAUGGACUCUGUUAAGCUCUACAGGCCCAUGAUCAGUUCUGUGGGUCAGGCUAGAGUUCUACUCAUCGGCCCAGUCGGCGCUGGAAAGUCCAGCUUUUUCAACUCUGUCAACUCCAUCUUCCGAGGCCAUGUGACCAGCCAGGCCAUAUCGGGCAGCUCUGGAACCAGUCUGACCACUCAGUUUCGCACCUACUCAGUUAAGGCUGGACGCGAUGGCAAACCGCUGCCAAUCAUUUUGUGUGACACGAUGGGAAUGGAGGAGGCCACAGGGGCGGGGCUAGAUGUGGAUGACAUCAGCAGCAUUCUGAAAGGCCAUGUGCCAGACAGAUACCAGUUCAACCCAUCAGUCCCUCUGCAAGCAGAUGCCCACGGAUUCCGGCAGUCAGUGAAACUGCAUGAAAGGAUCCACUGUGUGGUGUACGUCAUGGACACCUGCAAAGUCUCCAUUAUGUCCACCAAACUGGAGGAGAAACUGGUGGCCAUUCGCAGGAGGGUCAACCUGCUAGGCAUCCCACAGCUGGUUCUUCUUACCAAGGUGGAUGAGGCCUGUCCCUGUGUGGCCAACAACUUGAGGAACGUGUACAACAGCCAGUACAUAAAGACCAAGGCCCAGGAGGUGAGUGGCCGUCUGGGGCUACCCAUGUCCUGCAUUGUCCCGGUGAAGAACUACAGUGAAGAGCUGGAGCUGGACAUGAGCUGUGACAUCCUGCUCCUCAGCGCCCUGAUCCAGAUGCUCCGCUUCGCAGACAACUACUUUGAUGACGUCAACGACCAAGAGAAACACGACUAGACCAAGUAGAGGAGAUCACCCAGCAUGGUGGUGGUAUUGCCUGUCUAUGCCACCUUGUUUAGCCCUCUCUCUGCCUCAUUCUGUAUAUCUUGUUCUAUGGUGUUCACGUAAUCAUAAUUAUGAUGACUAGUUAUCCAUUACGCAACUACAGAAUGAUAAGAAUAACAUAACAUGCCUCAUUGAGCCUACAUCUUGAAUAUUUUAUUCAAUUGCUAGAAAUAAUCUAUAUUUAGGCAUAAAAAGAAAGUUAGUUCACUAGCAUGGCUAAUUCUGUUCUUGUUUACAUCAUUGUGAUUGUUUGGAUUACAUGGGAUAGGUGAAAGGCCUGGGUUUUCUUCAUAUGUUCAUUGAUUGCUUUGCAUACUAGUUGAUCCUACAUAGUCAGUUCUUGGAUAGUCUCAUACAGCAAUCUGCUCCUCAGAAUAUACCCCAGCUGAAGAAAAAGUAGAGGUUAAACUUAGUACAAGAUCAUGUAGUUUUUACAUUGGAUUCACUUCACAUUUGGCUUGCAAUUGCUUGUGGUUUAACCACUAGAUGACAGUAUAUCAUGAAACUGAAAAUAAGUUGCUAAUAGUAUGUGCUGCUGUUGGAAAAGCUGCCCAUUAAAGUUACCUUUGUUGAAUAUCA
Molecule: messenger RNA, 2785 nt
Organism: Salmo salar (Atlantic salmon)
Lineage: Eukaryota; Metazoa; Chordata; Actinopteri; Salmoniformes; Salmonidae
Source: RefSeq, a predicted model, not a curated record